AUGCGAAUCGUUGGACCCAUCACCCAUACUAGGCAUGUAUGCCUCUUCCUUUCGGAGCUGCACCAGCUCGCCCGCGCCCUCGGCCUCUCAGGCCUGAACUUCGUGUGGGUGAUUGGCGCCGCCGCAGGCCAAGAAUCCUCGGAGUGGAUGCCCGAAGGCUUCGCCGACCUGAUCGCGAGCGGCGACCGCGACUUCAUGGUCCGUGGCUGGGCGCCGGAGAUGCUGAUCCUGAGCCACCCCGCCCUCGGUGGGUUUGUGACACACUGCGGUUGGAACUCGGUGCUAGAGGCCGUGACCGCCGGCGUGCCGAUGGCGACGUGGCCGCGGUACGGGGACCACUUCAACAACAAGACACUCGUCGUGGAGCAGCUCAAGGUGGGCGUCAGCAUCGGGGCCAAGGACUACGCGUCGGGUAUCGAGGCCCACGAUGUGAUUGCCGGCGAGGUGACCGCCGAAUCCAUCCAGAGGUUGAUGGAGAGCGACGCCAUCCGAAAGAAGGCCAAGGACCACGGCGUGAAGGCAAGGAGCAUGGUGGAGAAGGGCGGGUCUUCGUACGAUGACGUAGCCCGACUGAUGGGCGAGCUGACGGCCCGCCGGAGCUCCGUCAAGGUUGGAGAAGACAUCCAGGCAAGCUGA
This is a messenger RNA of Triticum aestivum (bread wheat), 636 nucleotides long. Its product is annotated as soyasapogenol B glucuronide galactosyltransferase-like. Bases 1 to 636 code for a protein of 211 amino acids. The transcript has 2 exons. NCBI's taxonomy places the organism in Eukaryota, Viridiplantae, Streptophyta, Magnoliopsida, Poales, Poaceae. Gene Ontology annotation, molecular function: UDP-glucosyltransferase activity. The record is from RefSeq and is a predicted model, not a curated record.